Messenger RNA from Nothobranchius furzeri (turquoise killifish), 2108 nucleotides. Its product is annotated as gastrula zinc finger protein XlCGF57.1. The record is from RefSeq and is a predicted model, not a curated record. Gene Ontology annotation, cellular component: transcription regulator complex; PcG protein complex; chromatin. NCBI's taxonomy places the organism in Eukaryota, Metazoa, Chordata, Actinopteri, Cyprinodontiformes, Nothobranchiidae. Gene Ontology annotation, biological process: regulation of transcription by RNA polymerase II. Gene Ontology annotation, molecular function: DNA-binding transcription factor activity, RNA polymerase II-specific; RNA polymerase II cis-regulatory region sequence-specific DNA binding.
CAACAAUACAUGUACCCGUAUUGAACCGUUCAAUACGGAGCUUUCGGUUCGGGACGCAUAUGUACCGAACAAUACAGUAUUUUUUAUAUUUAUUUUUAUCCAUUUUUCUUCUGACGAUGAGAUCCAGUGGAUCUGGGUGAUCUGCGUUCGACUACUCCGCCUGAGGUCGCAUUGUCGAGCGCAGAUCCACUUAGCGCCGCCCACAUGCUUGAUAGCGGCGAGACAUGAGAAGUUAGCUAAUUGCUAGUCAUGGCAGCUGCCUCAGCGGUCCCCGAGAUUGAACCCCCUCCUCCGUCUUUCAGAUCUACAGUUUGGAACUUUUUUGGCUUUCAUGUGAAGCGUGACCCUGAUGGUAAGCGCGUCGUGGACAAAACUACCACAGUAUGUCGGAGAUGCCACACAAUGCUUAAUUACGUCAGCGGGAACACAACAAAUAUGACUGUACAUUUACGCCGACAUCACCCUGAUGCAAAGACAAGUGGAGUCAGGGAAAAACAGCAACAACCAAGCAUGCAAAAAGCUCUUCCCGAGUCAUUUAGACAGCCGUUUACACGUGAUUCCAAGAGGGCAAAAGAAAUAGACAGGGCGAUAGCUACUUUUAUUGCUGUCGACAUGCGACCGUUUUCUGUAGUAGACAACAUCGGGUUUCGGGAGAUGCUGAGAGUACUUGAGCCCCGUUACAAUCUUCCUUCACGAACGUAUUUCACCGAGACCGCAGUUCCUGCUUUGUACAAUGAGACGAAAGCCAAAUUAGAGACGGCAGUGUCAGCAGCACCCGCUGUUGCUCUGACCUCAGACGGCUGGACGUCAAGAGCUACACAGAGCUUCCUGACCGUCACCGCACAUUAUAUUGAUGCAGAAUGGCAAAUGAAAAGCAGUGUUCUGCAGACACGCCUCAUCGAAAGUCACGCCACAAACGACUUGGCCAAAGCUCUGUCAGAAGCAGUGGAAGACUGGAAGUUAGUGCGAGCAAAAGGUACUAUACCUGUAACUACUGACAACGCCAAGAACAUAGUUAAUGCUGUCACAGCUGCUGGGCUGGGGCCACAAAUUGGAUGCUUUGCACGUACCAUUAAUAUAGCAGCUCAGAAAGGAAUGGCAGUGUCGAAAGUUUCCCAUCUCCUUGCAAAGAUGAGGAAAAUAGUCACCUUUUUUCACAGAAGCACAACAGGACACAAUGUGUUGAAGAGAAAACAGGAGCCGCUACAGCUUGGUGAAAAAAAACUGAUCCAAGAUGUUUCAACCAGGUGGAACUCCACCCAUGACAUGAUGGAAAGAUACCUUGAACAGAAAGAUGCAGUGUUUGCUGCUAUGGCUGACAACACUGUGAAGAAGAACAUGAAGAACAUAAACAGUCUAUCUGAUGAUGAACACACACUGGCUGAAAAUCUUGUUGCAGUCAUGAAAACCCUAAAAACUGUCACUAUCAUGAUGUGUGAAGCAUCAUCUCCCACAGCAUCCAUGAUCAUGCCACUUAAAAUAAGCAUACUGAACUCCAUGGCACAGUCUGAUGAUGACAGCCCAACAGUGAGAGAUGUAAAAAAAAAACAUCAGGGAUGACCUGGAGCAGAGAUACACAGAUCCUGCCAUUCAGCAUUACCUCCACAAGUGCACGGCUUUAGAUCCUCGCUUCAAGUCCCUGCGACACUUGGAUGAUGCCACUCAGCUGAGAAUUUUUGCAGCACUCAACACAGAGAUUGUCCUGAGCAUUGAAGAAGGUCAAGCUGCAGGCAACACAACAACAGCCCCCUCUACGGAUACUGAAGCACCACACUCUUCAGAUUCACCAUCAUCAUCUCCACCAGAGAAGAAGUCAGCCAUGAAGGAGUUGUUUGGAGAACUGUUCAUGGGACAGGAGCCAAGGACCAGAUGUUCAACAGCUGAUGCUGGUUAAAGAAGAAGCUCCUGGUGAGGACCAGCAGGACCCAGAACACCUUCACAUAAAGGAGGAAGAGGAGGAGCUCUGGACCAGUCUGGAGGGAGAGCAGAUCCAUCUGAAGGAGGAGACUGAUGCUGCCAUGUUUCCAGUCACUGUAGUUACUAUAAAGAGUGAGGAUGAUGAAGAGAAACCUCUGAUCUCACAGCUUCAUCAGCAGCAGAUAGAAGAC